Molecule: messenger RNA, 1302 nt
Organism: Elaeis guineensis (African oil palm)
Lineage: Eukaryota; Viridiplantae; Streptophyta; Magnoliopsida; Arecales; Arecaceae
Source: RefSeq, a predicted model, not a curated record
AAUGUACGACACGACAAGUUCGUCACCUAUUCCACACGCACCCGGAGCAGCACCCUGUCCCUGUCUAGAAGGUGGGCCCCUCACAUCAACCAGAGGGUUUGGGUGUGAUAUUGGUGACUUCAGGCUUUUCAAAUUCCGCAUAGAUUGUGAAUAACGUGGCCAAGUCUCUGCCUCAAUCCCGCCGGAAAUAUCUUCCAAAAAGAUCCACGUUAACGAUGGUACCGUGCCGGAAGGGUCUUUCCAGAACCUUCCCGACUGAUCUUCCUCCGGCCUUCCCUUCCUCUCCCGAGAUAUUUUCCCUCCCUCCCCUUUCUUCCAAAUUCCAUUCUCCCCCACACCUCUCUCUAUAAAACGCCUGGCAUGUAAUUGCAUCAGAUCGUGACGACCGCGCAACGGUUUCGCCGGCUAAUGGGAACAGAGCAGCUUAGCGGCCGGCCGGGAUCUCAUUACGCCGUGCUGGGCGUCCGCCCGGACGCGUCCGCCGGCGAGAUUCGUAGCGCUUUUCGGAAACUCGCGUUGAUAUGGCAUCCGGAUAGAAGGGGAAGGGAACCAUGGCUGGUGGAGGAAGCGAACCGGAGAUUCCAGCAGAUCCACGAGGCUUACCAAGUUUUGUCGGAUCAAAAGAGGAGAACGUUGUAUGAUGCAGGGCUCUUCGAUCCAGUCCAAGACGACGAAGACGAAGUCGAGGGAUUUGAUGAGUUCGUUCAAGAAAUGCUGAUGCUCACGGCGAAAGUGAGGAGAGAGUGCUGUGCAGGUCAGUAAUUGGGAGGAUCUUGGAUCCAACAUACGCUAGUCCUCGUUUGAAAAGAAACAAAACAAGAUUGGACGUAAAGUAGCCCUUGAUCAAUGGCAUGUAAAUAUAUCCAAUUUCUAAAAAUAUUAUUAGUUGGAUUAGAUCCACCGGAUCCCUUUCCUCCUUUUUCUUUCUUUUUCCUUUAUGUUACUUUCCGAUUGGGCUAGGCCAUCAUGGAGCUAGUGGACCUCAUCCAACUAAUAAUUUCUCUUUUUCUAGUGGGCCAAACCCUAAGCAUGCAUGGGGGGAUAUUUUUGUUGCUAUAUAUACAAGUCUUCUAGGCCUCCAUCAUGUGUGCAUCCUACUCUAUUAUUAUUUGCCUUCAUUGAGAAGUAGUUGCUCCCAUCCCAUAGUCUUCUCGCUACAUCAAUGGCAUGGAGACCUUCAAGUGAAGACUGUCCAUGAGACCUGGUAUCUGAUCUUGUUGGAGCAUUUGAAGAGAGACUCUAGAGUAAGAUUUUGUAAUGUCUUUAUUCCAUUAAUAAAUAUUUGUUUGUUGCUCCUAUAAA